AUGUUGGAUGCUAACAGCACAGGCAGUGUACCACUGGCUACCCAAAUUCCUUUGACAUUUUUAAUGUCCGGACUAGCUUUUGCUAUAAUGCUAGGCAAUGCUGUGGUCAUUUUGGCUUUUGUGGUGGACAAAAACCUUAGGCUUCGAAGUAAUUACUAUUUUCUUAAUUUGGCCAUUUCUGACUUCUUUGUGGGUAUGAUCUCCAUUCCUCUGUACAUCCCUCACACACUAUUUGACUGGAAUUUUGGAAGUGGACUCUGCAUCUUUUGGCUCAUCACUGACUAUCUUUUGUGUACAGCAUCUGUCUACAAUAUUGUUCUCAUUAGCUAUGAUCGAUACCAGUCGGUCUUGAAUGCUGUGUCUUACAGGGCUCAACACUCAGGGACCCUGAAGAUUGUUGCUCAGAUGGUGGCUGUUUGGGUGCUGGCCUUUUUGGUGAAUGGGCCAAUGAUUCUGGUUUCAGAGUCCUGGAAGAACAAGACUAACACUAAGGAAUGUGAGCCUGGCUUUGUUUCAGAGUGGAAAGUCCUGGCCUUCACGUCAGUUUUGGAAUUCCUGCUCCCUGUCAUCUCAGUGGCCUAUUUCAACAUACAGAUUUACUGGAGCCUAUGGAAGCGUGGGAAUCUCAGCAGGUACCUUGACCAUCCUGGGUUCAUCUCUGCCUCUUCCAGUUACUGUGCACAGUCAUCUAGAGGUGGGUUGGUUUCCAGGACCUCUCUUCCUGCACCAAAGGAACCAGCCACGUUUCUUCAUUCAGGAGGUCCACGAAGAAAGAGCAGCCUUCUGGUGUCCCUAAGAACCCACAUGAAUAGCAGUAUAAUUGCCUUCAAAAUGGGUUCCUUCUCCCGAUCAGACGCCUUAGCUCUGCACCAGAGGGAGCAUCUCGAACUGCUCAGAGGCAGGAAAUUAGCCAGGUCUCUGGCCAUUCUCAUAGGAGCUUUUGCCAUUUGUUGGGCUCCGUAUUCUCUGUUCACAAUUGUUCUUUCAACCUAUCCCCAAGGGAAACGUCUGAAAUCAGUCUGGUACAACAUUGUGUUUUGGCUUCAGUGGUUCAAUUCCUUUGUUAAUCCCUUUUUAUAUCCCCUGUGUCACAGGCGUUUCCAGAAAGCUUUCUGGAAAAUAUUUUGUGUGAAAAAGCAACCCAUCCCAUCACAGAAUCGGUCAAUAUCCUCUUGA
Molecule: messenger RNA, 1176 nt
Organism: Nannospalax galili (Upper Galilee mountains blind mole rat)
Lineage: Eukaryota; Metazoa; Chordata; Mammalia; Rodentia; Spalacidae
Gene: Hrh4
Product: histamine receptor H4
Exons: 3
Coding region: 1-1176 (391 amino acids)
Biological process (GO): inflammatory response; regulation of MAPK cascade; adenylate cyclase-activating adrenergic receptor signaling pathway
Cellular component (GO): membrane
Molecular function (GO): histamine receptor activity
Source: RefSeq, a predicted model, not a curated record